CUUCUACUCAGGGUCUUGCAUACUACUUGCACUAAACCUCCACUCUCCUCUUGGCUCUUGCUUGUCUCCUUCGUUCCACAAACAAGAGACGCCCUAGCUGCAAUCAACACUCAACAGCCCAGCCCAUGACCUGAUUUCUUUCUUUGAUUUCAUUUUCUCAGAGCUAUAACUAUAAUAUCUAUGGAAUCUAUCGUUUGUUAACAUUCUACCAUACUUCAAGUGAACAAUAGCAACUGUUUGUUAUGCCCAAUAUGGAAUCUGAAGAUUCAAAAGUUUCACGAGCUGAAGAAAUCAAAGUCCUAGCCAAUGAAGCUUUUAAAGCACACAAGUAUAGUCAGGCUAUUGAUCUAUACUCACAGGCGAUUGAGUUGAACAGUGAGAAUGCUGUUUACUGGGCAAAUCGUGCAUUUGCACAUACUAAAUUGGAGGAGUAUGGCAGUGCAAUACAGGAUUCUUCAAAGGCUAUUGAAAUUGAUCCUAAAUAUUCAAAGGGUUAUUACAGGCGGGGUGCUGCAUAUCUUGCUAUGGGAAAAUUCAAAGAAGCACUUAAGGACUUCCAACAGGUCAAGAAACUCUGUCCAAAUGAUCCUGAUGCUGCCAAGAAACUAAAAGAAUGUGAGAAGGCUGUAAUGAAGCUUAAGUUUGAAGAGGCAAUUGCAGUACCAGAGUCUGAAAGGCGAUCAGUAGCUGAUUCUAUUGAUUUUCGCAAUAUAGGGACUGGCCCCAGUUCAUCAUCUGUGCCCACCCAAGUGGCCAUAGCACCAGUAGCAGCAGCAAUUGUGGCAGCAGCUGUAUUCUUGGUAGGAAGGGAAACAGCCGCAAUGGUGGUGGCAGUACUGAUGGUGAUACUGGUGGUCUUAGGGGCAUGUUGGUGGGGUGACUGGAUGGGUAGUGGUGUCUUUACCAAGAGACAAAUACUUGACCUAGAUGUGGAGCCACACUACUUGGGUGCAAGGAUAGAGGGAGACACUGUUACUUUAGAUUUUGUCAAGAAAAUGAUGGAAGACUUCAAGAAUCAGAAGUGCUUGCAUAAAAGAUAUGCGUUCCAGAUAGUGUUACAGACAAGAGAAAUGUUACGAGCUAUGCCCUCUUUAGUGGAUAUAAAUGUCCCUGAUGGGAAGCAUUUCACUGUUUGUGGUGACGUUCAUGGUCAGUUCUAUGAUCUGUUAAACAUUUUCGAGCUGAAUGGUCUUCCUUCCGAAGAAAACCCAUAUCUGUUCAAUGGUGAUUUUGUGGAUAGAGGAUCAUUUUCUGUGGAGGUCAUCCUCACAUUGUUUGCAUUUAAGUGCAUGUGUCCAUCAGCCAUAUAUCUUUCUAGAGGAAACCAUGAAAGCAAGAGUAUGAACAAGAUAUAUGGUUUUGAGGGCGAGGUGCGAUCCAAAUUGAAUGAGACAUUUGUGGAACUCUUUGCAGAAGUCUUUUGCUGUUUACCUUUGGCUCAUGUGAUAAAUGAGAAGGUAUUUGUAGUUCAUGGUGGUCUUUUUAGUGUUGAUGGCGUGAAACUAUCCGACAUUAGGGCAAUUGAUCGGUUUUGUGAGCCACCUGAGGAAGGUUUGAUGUGUGAAUUGCUGUGGAGUGACCCACAGCCUUUGCCUGGAAGAGGUCCUAGCAAGCGAGGUGUAGGCCUUUCUUUUGGUGGAGAUGUGACAAAAAGAUUUUUGCAAGAAAAUAAUCUAGAUUUAGUUGUGCGGUCUCACGAAGUAAAAGAAGAAGGUUAUGAGAUUGAGCAUGAUGGUAAACUUAUUACUGUUUUCUCUGCUCCAAAUUAUUGUGAUCAGAUGGGUAACAAGGGUGCUUUUAUCCGAUUUGAAGCCCCUGAGUUGAAGCCAAAUAUAGUAACUUUCUCAGCAGUGCCUCAUCCCGACGUUAAGCCAAUGGCAUAUGCGAACAAUUUCCUCCGAAUGUUCUCGUAGUUAGUACACCUGACUGGAAUGGCCAAAUCUUGUAUUAUUCUUUGCCAUAAGAUAUACUCUACUGCCAAAUUGCAAGUUGUUUCAGAAGGCAGCUGGAGAUACACAGUACGCAUCGACAAAUUCAGCAUUGUAAGUUUGUGAUAUUCUUUGAGCAACUCCUAUUUCCCAGACAUCAAUGUUAAAUUUUCGUUCCGAGCUCAGUCUAGUAGGUCCAAAAACAAACUGGCAUGAAUAUUUGUGCCUUGUAAAAUUUGACAUUCCUCUGUUAUUUAGUUCAUUGUCUUUAUGUUUAUUUACUCUUUAAAAUUAUGUUUGUUGAUUAGACCUUGUAUGGCUUAUGUCAACAAUGUAGUUUUUGAUUGGUUGGCAAUGAUGGAUUUUGCUAAUGAUAA
Messenger RNA from Jatropha curcas, 2305 nucleotides. It is a transcript of the gene PP5.2, whose product is annotated as protein phosphatase 5.2. The record is from RefSeq and is a predicted model, not a curated record. Gene Ontology annotation, molecular function: hydrolase activity; protein binding. NCBI's taxonomy places the organism in Eukaryota, Viridiplantae, Streptophyta, Magnoliopsida, Malpighiales, Euphorbiaceae.